AUGCUUACGCUAAAACCCACCUCGAUCCUACUAAGUCGAUUGACAACACGAGAAAGUUUGAGAACCUAUCAUAUACUAAAGCCUAACAAACUCAUACCGAGAAUCAACAUCGUCACUAAUUCUCAUUCUAAGAGCAUACUCAACUAUAUAAGACUCUAUUCCACAUCAUCGCUACCUAAUGAGUCUCAAAAGACGAAACUCAUCCGAGAUUCAUCAGUAAAAUCGCAUCUAGAUCUAGCCAAAUUGAAAAAAAAGGAAAUUAAACAAGAAGAGAAUAAGCAGUUUUCCAAAUUGGAUAAGAAAACCUUUCAUGAAAAUAUCAAAACCAUUGGUCGAAUAUUGAAAUUAGGUAAAUCCGAUUGGAAGUUAUUCUUGCUUGCAAUUACAUUUAUUCUAUGUGCUGUACUAUACCCAACAACAGCAGUAAAAUUAGUUGGUGCUCUACUAGACUCAUUUAAUUCAGGAAACAGGAAUGCUGAUGGAGAGUUAAUGGUGUGGGGAUAUACAGCUAAAACUAUAUUUGAAUUCAUGGUACCAUUUAUGUGUCUCAGUGCUGUUUGUUUUUGGGCCAGAAUUUGGGUAUUGAAAUUAUUGGGUGAACGACUUGUUGCUAGAUUGAGAGCCAAGGUAAUGAAGAGCUUGUUACGUCAUGAUGCGAAGUUCUAUGACAACGAUAAAAAUAAAGUAGGUGAUUUGAUUUCUCGAUUAUCAAGUGAUGCAUAUGUUGUUAGUAAGUCAAUCACAGGGAAUUUACCUGACGGGUUGAAGAACUUGUUGUUCGGGGUUAUCAGUUCUUAUAUGAUGUACUCAAUUAAUCCAAUGCUAUUUGGAGUCAUGUUGCUAAUUUCACCUCCAAUAACCAUUGGGUCAGUAUGGUAUGGAGAAAAGAUUAGGAAAUUGUCAACCAAGCUUCAAAAUGCAAGUGCGGGGCUUACAAAAGUCAGUGAAGAGACGUUAAAUGCAGUCAGAUUGGUCAAAGCAUUCACAGGGGAACAGAAGGAGUUAAACAAGUAUAGUGCGAGAAUAAGAAAUGUUGUCAAAGUUGCCAAACAAGAAGCGUUUGCCCAAUCAAAUUAUUCAGUCAGUAUUUAUACCCUUUAUCAUGCUGGUUAUCUCUCGUGUGUUGCGUUAGGUAUAUGGCUCAUGCAAAAGGGUCAAAUGACCGCGGGUGACGUGGUGGCGUUUACAAUGUAUCUGGAGUUUUUCAACCUGGCAUUGUACAGUUUAACAACGACAUAUCUUGAAUUGAUGAAAGGAGCUGGUGCAGGAGUUAAACUUUUCAGUUUAAUUGACUACAAGAGUGAUGUUGAUCCAAUUAAUGGAGAAAAGGCGGGCAACUUGCAGAAUGAGGUUGAGUUUAGAGAUGUCACUUUUAGCUACCCUACAAGACCCAACGACAAGGUAUUUGAUCAUUGUAGCUUUUCCAUUGCUAGUUCAACGAGCACUUGUAUUGUUGCUCCUUCGGGUGCGGGGAAGUCAACAGUUGCUGCAUUACUUUUAAGAUCUUACAAUAUCCAAGGUGGUGAGAUAUUGAUUGGUGGAGAAAAUAUUAAGGAUAUCCAAGUUCGUGAUUUGAGAAGAUACAUCAUUGGUAUUGUACAACAAGAGCCUAUUCUUUUAAGUGGUACAAUUUUGGAGAACAUUGUCUAUGGUCUUACCCCAAAACAGGUUCGCAAGCUUUCGAUGAGUGAUAUAGUUGAGGUAUGCAAGCAAGCCAAUUGCCAUGAUUUUAUAGAAAGCUUUCCCGAAAAAUAUGACACCAUAAUUGGCAGUCGAGGUGCUUCGCUAUCAGGAGGUCAAAAGCAAAGAAUUGCCAUUGCUCGUGCAUUGAUUAAACGUCCUAAGAUUUUGAUCCUUGAUGAAGCUACGUCAGCAUUAGAUUCAAAAUCUGAAUCACUCAUCAACGAGACCUUAAAGAACUUGACUUCACAAGGAAAGAUAACAAUCAUUUCCAUUGCCCAUCGAUUGUCAACCAUUUCAAAGUCCGAAUUUGUUGUUGUACUUGGUAAGAAUGGUAAAGUUGUUGAACAUGGUAGAUUUGUUGAACUUUUCAGUGAUCCAAACAGUGAAUUAUCCAAAUUAUUAGAUGAAUCGACAAACAAACAAGACGAGGAUAAGAUUGAUGAAGAAGAAGCUGAUGAAAUAGAACACGCAAAUUAUGAAGCAGAAAAGAUUGAACAAGGUCAACGUGAUUUUGGCAAGUUGGAACAUUUACGUCUCAUGAUUGAUUCUUUACCAGAAGAGCUUAAAGAUCAAUUGAUUGAGGAAAUCACCCUUGAUACGAAGAAGAAGAUCCAAAACAUGGAUACUGCCACCUUGGGUGAAGACUUGAGAAGAUAA
This is a messenger RNA of Lodderomyces orthopsilosis Co 90-125, 2340 nucleotides long. It is a transcript of the gene MDL2, whose product is annotated as Mdl2p. Gene Ontology annotation, biological process: transmembrane transport. The record is from RefSeq and is a predicted model, not a curated record. Lineage: Eukaryota; Fungi; Ascomycota; Pichiomycetes; Serinales; Debaryomycetaceae. Gene Ontology annotation, cellular component: membrane. The transcript has a single exon. Gene Ontology annotation, molecular function: ATP hydrolysis activity; ATP binding; ABC-type oligopeptide transporter activity. The coding region runs from base 1 to 2340 and encodes 779 amino acids.